AUGGUUACGGGGCCUGCGAGGGCACACUGGCCUGCUGCACGUGCCAUGUUGCCUCCUCCAAGCGAAGAAGAGUUAGAUUUGCUGGAUUUGGCACCAGAUGCAACAGACACUUCGCGCCUUGGCUGCCAGGUGAAGCUAACCAAAGAGGACUUGCCCAGUGUAGAAGUUGUUGUUCCUUCAGAAAUUCGAGAUGCGAGAGCACAUGACUGA
Gongylonema pulchrum is the source of this 210-nucleotide messenger RNA. NCBI's taxonomy places the organism in Eukaryota, Metazoa, Nematoda, Chromadorea, Rhabditida, Gongylonematidae. The record is from the annotation of a GenBank genome assembly.